CCUUCUCGCAGCCCGCUCUUUGCGCCCCAGGAACCGCCGCGGCGGCCGGCACAGCAGCACCGAAAGCCGCGAGCACCACCUGGGCCCAGCUCCAGCCAGGCGCGGGAGCGGCUUCAGCACCGCGGACAGCGCCCCGCCCGCGGCGCGCUCCAGCUGCUCUAGGCGAGGCGGCGAGCUAUGCUCGAGGCAUGGCCGGGCACUCCGGCCCCAUGGCGCUGCUCCUCAGCUUUGGCCUCCUUGGGCUGUGCUCAGGAGUCUGGGGUACAGACACGGAGGAGCGGCUGGUGGAGCAUCUCCUGGAUCCUUCCCGCUACAACAAGCUUAUCCGCCCAGCCACCAAUGGCUCUGAGCUGGUGACGGUACAGCUCAUGGUAUCACUGGCCCAGCUCAUCAGUGUGCAUGAGCGGGAGCAGAUCAUGACCACCAAUGUCUGGCUGACCCAGGAGUGGGAGGAUUAUCGCCUCACCUGGAAGCCUGAGGAGUUCGACAACAUGAAGAAAGUUCGGCUCCCUGCCAAACACAUCUGGCUCCCAGAUGUAGUCCUAUACAACAAUGCUGAUGGCAUGUAUGAGGUGUCCUUCUAUUCCAACGCCGUGGUCUCCUACGACGGCAGCAUCUUCUGGCUACCGCCUGCCAUCUACAAGAGCGCAUGCAAGAUUGAAGUAAAGCACUUUCCAUUUGACCAGCAGAACUGCACCAUGAAGUUCCGCUCGUGGACCUAUGACCGCACUGAGAUCGACCUGGUGCUCAAGAGUGACGCAGCCAACUUGGACGACUUUACACCCAGUGGCGAGUGGGACAUUGUGGCGCUGCCGGGCCGGCGCAAUGAGAACCCAGAGGACUCCACUUACGUGGACAUCACGUAUGACUUCAUCAUCCGCCGAAAGCCACUCUUCUACACCAUCAAUCUCAUCAUCCCCUGCGUACUUAUCACCUCACUAGCCAUCCUUGUCUUCUACCUGCCGUCUGACUGCGGGGAGAAGAUGACGCUGUGCAUCUCUGUGCUGCUGGCGCUCACCGUCUUCCUGCUGCUCAUCUCCAAGAUCGUGCCGCCCACGUCCCUCGACGUGCCGCUCGUCGGCAAGUACCUCAUGUUCACCAUGGUGCUCGUCACGUUCUCCAUCGUCACCAGUGUGUGCGUGCUCAACGUGCACCACCGCUCGCCCACCACGCACACGAUGGCACCCUGGGUCAAGAUCGUCUUCCUGGAGAAGCUGCCCACGCUGCUCUUCAUGCAGCAGCCGCGCCACCGCUGCGCCCGCCAACGCCUGCGCCUGCGGCGGCGCCAGCGCGAGCGCGAGGGCGCGAGUACCGUGUUCUUCCGCGAAGCCCCGGGGGCCGACUCCUGCACGUGCUUCGUCAACCGCGCCUCGGUCCAGGGCUUGGCUGGGGCCUUCGGGGCUGAGACCGCGCCGGAAGCCGGCCCGGGGCGCUUCGGCGGGCCGUGUGGCUGCGGCCUCCAGGAGGCAGUGGACGGCGUGCGCUUCAUUGCGGACCACAUGCGGAGCGAGGACGACGACCAGAGCGUGCGUGAGGACUGGAAGUAUGUCGCCAUGGUGAUCGACCGCCUGUUCCUUUGGAUCUUUGUCUUCGUCUGUGUCUUUGGCACCAUUGGCAUGUUCCUGCAGCCUCUCUUCCAGAACUACACUGCCGCCACCUUCCUCCACGCAGACCACUCGGCUCCCAGCUCCAAGUGAGGCCCUCCCCAGCUCCAUGCUCCUUCACCCCCUUGCCUUCUGUUGUACAAUAUUUUGGGUGGAGGAGGGACGAGUGAGCUACCAGGAAGAGGAGCGCUGCCCCCUCAGAUCCAUCCUUUCACUUCAACUGGAGCCCCUCCCCCCACACCUCCACCCGCACACAGCCGGCACCAACCCGGAGGCUAGACCAGCUGCCUUGUGUUUUGGCUGCUCUCCUUCUCCUCUUGUGCCAACCCAGGCAAUAGUGUUGCUGGUGGAGGAUGAAGGCUGAGAAGUGGAGCACAGAGAUGUUGGAGCCUUCCAUCCUGAGGAAAGUGUGAUGGGGAAGGGGCCGAGAGGGUGACAGAAUCAUUCGCUGCCUCUAAGUCCUGGGAGAAGGGGCAUGUGGGAGGAGAGAAGGAGGGACAGGGGCUCUGACUCUGUGCUGGGCUGGCCUGACACAACGGUAGCUCAGAAGGGAGGAGCAGGAGGAGGGAGGCCUGAGUGUGACCUGACAUCUGUCCCUGCUUAAGUGGACAGCAGCUGGGCUGGGUGGGCCUCACAGCGGGCAGAGGUUCCUGCCCAGAGGGUUAACUUGAUGCUGCGGUCAAACUCCUUCCAGCCCAGCCCCAGGUCCUCUUCUCCCUGUGAAGAAUUCUCUGCCCCCCUUGGACUUCCCUCUCCUUCUUUUCUUGCUCUGGCUGGGGUGUGACGGGCAAGGCUGGGCAUUAGGGGAGCC
This is a messenger RNA of Diceros bicornis minor, 2415 nucleotides long. RefSeq names its product cholinergic receptor nicotinic beta 2 subunit (gene CHRNB2). Lineage: Eukaryota; Metazoa; Chordata; Mammalia; Perissodactyla; Rhinocerotidae. Bases 189 to 1697 code for a protein of 502 amino acids. The record is from RefSeq and is a predicted model, not a curated record. Gene Ontology annotation, cellular component: synapse; postsynaptic membrane; neuron projection. Gene Ontology annotation, biological process: signal transduction; regulation of membrane potential; nervous system process. The transcript is spliced from 6 exons. Gene Ontology annotation, molecular function: acetylcholine-gated monoatomic cation-selective channel activity; transmembrane signaling receptor activity.